Messenger RNA from Papaver somniferum (opium poppy), 921 nucleotides. Its product is annotated as palmitoyl-monogalactosyldiacylglycerol delta-7 desaturase, chloroplastic-like. The record is from RefSeq and is a predicted model, not a curated record. The transcript has 6 exons. NCBI's taxonomy places the organism in Eukaryota, Viridiplantae, Streptophyta, Magnoliopsida, Ranunculales, Papaveraceae. Gene Ontology annotation, cellular component: endoplasmic reticulum membrane. Gene Ontology annotation, molecular function: oxidoreductase activity, acting on paired donors, with oxidation of a pair of donors resulting in the reduction of molecular oxygen to two molecules of water. Bases 1 to 921 code for a protein of 306 amino acids. Gene Ontology annotation, biological process: lipid metabolic process.
AUGGCUGUAGAUCGUGUUUAUGAUCCAAAAGGUUUGGUGCAGUUGAAACAGACUAAGAAAGAUCUGUUUCUUUCGAAAAGAAAAGGUGUUUUCUGGGAUUGCUUGAACUUGGGGGCAGUCACUGUAGAGCAUAUAGGACUCUUAUUUGCUCCUUUUUACUUUACUUGGAAUGCCUUUUGGGUUGCAGUGAUAUUGUUUCUGCUGACUUUCCCCAUAGGGAUUAGUCUAUCUUACCAUAGAAACCUUAGUCACGGUAGUUUUAAGCUCCCAAAACCACUUGAAUACUUGUUUGCUUCCUUUGGGCUUCAUGCUGCAGAGGGAGAACCGAUGUUCUGGGUAAGCAGUCAUCGAUACCACCAUCAGUUCACAGAUUCUGUUCGAGACCCACAUAGUCCAAUCGAGGGAUUUUGGUUCAGCCAUAUCACAUGGGUUUUCCACAACAAGUACAUCAGGGAAAAGUGCGGAAAAUCAAACAAUGUACUGGACUUAAAAAAGCAAGCCUACUACCGGUUUCUUCGGAAAUCACACUUCCUUCACCUCCUUGGACUUGCACUUAUCUUGUACAGUGCCGGAGGCUUACCGCAUCUUAUUUGGGAAACGAAUGUGAGAUUAGCAUAUGGGCAUCAUUGCACAUUCAUGGUGAACUCAGUUUGCCAUAUAUGGGGAAAAAAGCCAUGGAACACCAAAGAUUUAUCUAAGAACAACUGGGUUGUAGGAUAUCUAGCAUUUGGAGAGGGUUGGCACAACAACCAUCACGCCUUCGAGUUCUCAGCCAGGUUAGGGCUUGAAUGGUGGCAAGUUGACGUUCCUUGGUACAUGCUUCGACUUCUCGAGUAUCUUGGACUAGCAACAAAUGUUAAAGUUCCUACGGAAUUUCAGAAACAAAAUUACUCCAUCAAAAUUCAUAACGAGUUUCAGUGA